This is a messenger RNA of Medicago truncatula (barrel medic), 779 nucleotides long. Its product is annotated as 18.5 kDa class I heat shock protein. The coding region runs from base 62 to 742 and encodes 226 amino acids. The record is from RefSeq and is a predicted model, not a curated record. Lineage: Eukaryota; Viridiplantae; Streptophyta; Magnoliopsida; Fabales; Fabaceae. The transcript has a single exon.
AAAGCAGCUUCUACUCAUUUGGUUAUGCAUCAAAACAAACCCUAAUCUCACAUCUGCGACAAUGAAGAAGACAGCAUGCUCAUCGUCGUAUGAAUCCACAGACUCAUCUUCCGAUGAAGAAGUUGCUCAAUCUAACCCUAAACCCAAAACCCUAACUGUCAAACCCUCAUCUUUCGAUGAAUACUCAACUUCUGAUGAUGAAUACUUACCUUCUGAUAAAGAAGUUGUUCAAUCUAACCCUAAACCUCAAACCCUAACCGCAGGACUAGUGUUCAAAUCUGGAAGCAAGCGUUCCAUCGACAACAGUGGAAACCCUAAUGAGGUACCCCCUGCAAAGAAACCAGAAACAAUGUCGGAACUGUUACCCUUGGUUGAUUCUAGUUUGAUGACUAUAACCACCUCUGCAGACGUGAAGGAAUACCAAAACUCAUUCGUAUUCGAGAUGGACUUGCCGGGAUUGAAAUCUGGUGAUAUCAAGGUUGAGGUUGAAGAUGAUAAAGUGGUUGUGAUAACCGGCGAGAGGAAGAGGGAAGAAGGAGGUGGCGGAGUCAAGUACCUAAACAUGGAGCAGCGAAGAAUGUUUGGGAAGUUCAGUGGAAGGUUUCUUCUUCCUGAGAAUGCUAAUGCUGAUGCUGUUUCGGCUGUGUGUCGAGAUGGGGUGCUUACUGUUACUGCUCUCAAGAAAUUGCCUCCUCCUCAGAACCCUAACAAGCCUAGAAGAACUAUUGUAUGCUUGAAUUGAAAACUCUGUUUUAAAUAAUGAAUGAAUGUAGUUAGUG